Choloepus didactylus (southern two-toed sloth) is the source of this 3721-nucleotide messenger RNA. RefSeq names its product RNA binding motif protein 24 (gene RBM24). NCBI's taxonomy places the organism in Eukaryota, Metazoa, Chordata, Mammalia, Pilosa, Megalonychidae. The record is from RefSeq and is a predicted model, not a curated record. Gene Ontology annotation, cellular component: cytosol. Bases 1256 to 1966 code for a protein of 236 amino acids. The transcript has 4 exons. Gene Ontology annotation, molecular function: mRNA 3'-UTR binding.
AGUAAUUAAAGCUAAUGGUUUCCCCCAAAGCACACCCAAGCUCAAGCCCUUUUUUUCCUUCUGGCUCUACCUCGGUCAAUUCAGCACCGGCUCUUUGGGGUCAAGGAAGGUUGGGGCCUCCUUCUCACUCUCCAGACUCAAGAGUCUCCAGCUCGGGUAUCGUUGGCGGAGCUCCUCGGCCCCCGACUCCUGGGAGGAAACUGGCUACUCAGUGAACCGCCCCAAGCCUCGGGGCCCCCAGUUCGCCAGGCCAGGUGGCCAGCCCAGUCACCGAGGCCCAGCACGAAGAGCUCGCGUCGUGGGCUGUGGCGAGCGACGCAGCUCCUUCCGCGGGCGCAGCCCCCGCGCUCUGGGUCCCGGCGAGGGCCGCGCCGGGUCCCUCGGACUUUGAAGGGUUAGAAACAGGCGACGGCGGAGAACAAGGUCGCCGCCAACCAUCCCCAGCCCUGCCCCAGCGCCGGCUGCAGAGCCCGAGCCCAAGUCGGGCAGCCCAGCGCCGAGCCACGCCGCGCCGCGCCCGGGGAGAAACAGCUGUUCCCAACAGCUGGGGGGCGGCGGCGCCAGGCGCCCCAGGUGCAGCCGCGGCCAAUCGCAGGCGUCCGGCCCGCCCCCUCCCCAGCCCGGCGCCGACCCCCGGCCGGCGGCAGAAGGGAGCAGAGAGGUGGAGAGGAGUCCCCGGCACUCACUCGUCUUCCAGCUUCCGCGGCGGGAGGGACAGGACUGGAGCCGAAGCCGCGCGGAGUCCCCCGCCUGGACCCGCCGCCGUGCCCCCCGCCCGCCCACACGCUCUCGCCGCAGACCCUAUCCACGCCGCACCCAAGACACCUGAUUUCUAAGAAAGAAAAAAAAAAAAUCUACCUCCAAACGCACCCCCUUCUUCGCUCGAGGACCACCCCUCUUUUUUCUAUUUUGGCCUCGCGGCCGGGUGAGUAGAAGCCUCUUACACGUUCCAUAGAGUCGGAUCCCAUCCCAGACGAUCCGGAGAAUCUGCACCGUGACCGGCAGGGGGGGCGGGAGGAGAGAGCGAAGUCAAGUCUCCGGGGCUGCUGGCGACUUCGGAAGCCCCGCGUCCCGAAUUCUCUGCCGCCCCGGGCCGCUCGCCCCCGCCGCGCCACCGCCCUCGCCCCCUGGCUCGCCCUUGGCCCCCGCCAGCCGCGAAAGGGGGCGGGAGACGCGGAGCGGGAGGAGGAGGAGGCGCAGCCGCUGCCCGAGCCGCAGCCGCAGCCGGAGCCCGAGCCGCGGGGCGGCCGCGAAAAUGCACACCACCCAGAAGGACACCACGUACACCAAGAUCUUCGUCGGGGGGCUGCCCUACCACACCACCGACGCCAGCCUGCGCAAGUACUUUGAGGUCUUUGGCGAGAUCGAGGAGGCGGUGGUCAUCACCGACCGACAGACGGGCAAGUCCCGGGGCUAUGGAUUUGUCACCAUGGCUGACCGGGCUGCUGCUGACCGGGCCUGCAAAGAUCCCAACCCCAUCAUCGACGGCAGAAAGGCCAAUGUGAAUCUGGCAUACCUGGGAGCAAAACCUAGGAUCAUGCAACCAGGUUUUGCCUUUGGUGUUCAACAGCUUCAUCCAGCCCUUAUACAAAGACCUUUCGGGAUACCUGCCCACUAUGUCUAUCCUCAGGCUUUUGUGCAGCCUGGAGUUGUAAUCCCACAUGUCCAGCCUACAGCAGCUGCCGCCUCCACCACACCUUACAUCGAUUACACCGGAGCUGCAUAUGCACAAUACUCAGCAGCAGCAGCCGCUGCCGCCGCUGCUGCUGCCUAUGACCAGUACCCCUAUGCAGCCUCUCCAGCUGCUGCAGGAUAUGUCACCGCUGGGGGCUAUGGCUAUGCAGUCCAGCAGCCAAUCACUGCAGCGGCGCCCGGGACAGCUGCUGCUGCCGCCGCAGCUGCUGCCGCCGCUGCAGCAUUUGGCCAGUAUCAGCCUCAGCAGCUGCAAACAGACCGAAUGCAGUAGACCAGCCAUCUGAUCAAAGUUGAAUUGUUUUCUCUUCCCCUCCCCUCAAUUUUCCAAUUUUUAAUAGGUAAUAAGAGAGUUAACAUGGACUUUAAAAAAAGAGAGAGAGAGAGGCUAUAUGAUUGCAAAUAAGAAUUUUUUUUUUUUUAUACUCCAAUAGUGUUCAUAGAUGAGAAAGAGGUAAGAAUGAGGGUUGUGGGCACAGUUUUGGAAACCAAUCCCAAAGACUCUGAGUAAAUGAAAGGCCUCUGCCAAAUGACGGCAGGGAUAACAAUGGAACUUCCACUUUUAUAAUGGGAUUUUUAUUUGUGCUCUUUUUAUAGUAUCAGGGAAGCAAACUGCCUUUUACAAGUUAGAAAAUGCUAUUUGAAUCUAGUUGAACCAGGGGAAACAGAAUGAGCAAUAUGUAGCUUGAAUUACAGUUAAAAGCAGAUUUUUUUUAAACAAAAUGUUGAAAGCACUGAUUGUCAUUUUUAGCAGUCACUAUGGCCUAUAGAACUUUUUCGAGUAAGAAGGUAAUGUUCUUACUGUCUCAAAAACGGGCAUCGAACAAUCAAUCUAGGAGCAUGGCGGUGGGUAAAAUGGUGGACAGGCACCAAAGCUAUUUUCUCAUCUGUCCUCCGGGUGAGCUGAACUCUGGAGCAAGUGAUGUGGAAUUAAUGGGUGCAACAGCUGUACAGACAAUCAAUAACACACACAGUUCUGGAAAGAACACAUCACUUGUGCUUGUUUGAUGAGCUUGUCACAUUCUAAUCCCUAUCCCCAUCCUGUUUCAAUUUUGGGAAACUUGUAUCUGCUGGUGUCAGCAAUUCUGAUUCUGAAAUAGGAUCAGGCUUUUACUCUAACAGCCUUCUCUUUCUAUUUAUUGUGUCGACUUGUGGCUUAUGAAUAAAGGCAGGCAAAGUUUGCAGACUCUAAACCCUUAAGAACUGUCUUAAGGACAUUUAUUUUUUUCCCUUUUUAAAUAAUUUUACACUUUUUAGUAUCUAUUUCAGAGUCAUAUUUAAAACUAUUUAUUAGUGAAUACAGUCCAUGAGACAACAAGCUUACUGAGAUUACAAUUCUUCAAAGGUUAAUGAAAAUGUGGUUUAUACUGUGCCUUAAUAGUAAUGCUAUUUAAGAUAUUUAUUUUUGAGUUUUACUAUGCUGCACUCUAAAGAAAGGAACUUUAGAUGUGACACUGUAAAAUUAUGUAUUCAUCUCAUGGCAUAAAUUAUUUAGUAGGUCUAGAUGUAGCAUAUUAAAUAUUAACCUAUUCAACUAAGAUGUUGACUUGGAUUUAUUUAAAUUCGUAUGUGCACUGUAUAAGAGAGUACUCUUACAUUAACACAUUUUAGUUUAUUUGUAGUUUUUAGUUUUUUCAAAACAGGAUAUAUUGCUAGUUUCAUGCUUCCUUCUCUUGAUUUUGCUCAUGUAGAUCUCAUUUAUUGGUAAUUCAUUAGUCUAACACUUCUUACGUAGUUUAUAUAGUUUUUAAAUGCUGCUCUCCAUUUUUCUUCUGAAACUGCAAUACUUGCAAUUUUUAUUCUUAAACUAAAUUGGAUACUAUUUUACACUGUAUUGGAUUUUUAUACUUGAACAAUUUCAUACAAGGGAAGACAGGUUAGCAUUUUUAUGGACUUUUCUCCAUCAUCACUGGAUUUACUUUAAGUAUUCCCAUACUAGACAGUGUUAUGUAAUGUAGACUUGACUCUCCUGUGCAAAUUAUUUAUUCAUUGUAUAUUGCUUUAUAACAUUUCAGAUCUUCUAAUCCAU